Neurospora hispaniola is the source of this 3073-nucleotide messenger RNA. RefSeq lists its product as uncharacterized. Lineage: Eukaryota; Fungi; Ascomycota; Sordariomycetes; Sordariales; Sordariaceae. Bases 463 to 2787 code for a protein of 774 amino acids. The record is from RefSeq and is a predicted model, not a curated record. The transcript has 2 exons.
GGCACAGUCAAUUCAUGGAACUGCCAACCAACCCCAACUUGACGACUAAUAUCCUCUUCCCAACGUCCCAACGUACCGCCUUUUCAGAGCGCCUUUUCCACUUCUGCUUGCUGUCUGAUCGUCCACCUGAUCAAGCAGCUCGAGUCCAGAACAUCAAUGGAUUCUGGCUCCACCCUCAGGGACGACCUCCAUUACUCCGUCCUUCCCACUAAGCCGGGGCUGUCCAUGUUUCCCCCUGGCUAGCUGGCACUCCUGAGUACCGCCUCUCCCGUUGGCGGUACCGGCUCGGAGGGGCUUCAAUGAUGGAUAAUGAACCAUGACAAAUGGAGCCAACCUCGACUGUGUGCCGGAACCCACUCUCCACGCCUCUCCCGGCCAUCCGGGUUGUAACCAUUAGCUACUACUUUCUCCAUGUUGCAGGGCAACACCGUCGACGCCAUGACGGUCCUUAACUAGAUACAGAUGCCCAGUGCCUUGGCGUCACCGUCCUGUCAUCUCGACUGCUCCAACUCCCUCCUUUGCUUCGUUGAUCCUGCUACACCACCACCACCACCACCGUCGUUAUAUAAGAUGGCUGUUGGCACACAACCCCCCGAUGACCCUUCACAUCCCGCUCCCCUGGAGUCCGACCCCUUCCACGACGACGGCGGCGCCAGUGAGGCCAGCUACACCAGCGAGAACAGCGACAUCGAGCUCCAACACCAAUCCGGAUCCAACAACGUGGCCCCCCUCUUCGGUCGCCGUGGGCGCAUUGCCCCCGGCAGUCAAGUAGGCCUGGAUGCUGCCGAACUCAUCUACCUGGCCGGUGACGCCUCUCAAGUGUUGCCGGUCUAUGUCACCAUCCAUCGGAUCCGACGCUUGGUGAUUGCCGCCAUCGACGACCCCUAUACACUCGACCAACUGCAGACGCCUCGCAUGGACAAUAUGAUGGUUCGGCCCCUGGUUGAGAAGCUGUAUAGUCCCGACAACCUCUCAGUCGUCUACUGCCUCCUCGCCAACCGAGUCCAGUUUCAACGUUCCGCGACAGACGAGUCCCUCUAUGUGGCUGUCAACAACUCUCGAGCCGCUCUCUGCGAACUGCUGGCUACCCGUGUACUUCGACGCUUCCACCAGGACCACCCAGAUCGUCCAGGACUCCUGCUCCUUGCCAAUAUUCUGGUGUCAGGGUUCGAUCCGUUUGAUGCCGCACCCGAUCCGCUUCGCCGAUACCGACGCUCUUUACAAUGGCCGUAUCAAGACCGUGGCGGUCACGAGCGGAAACUUACGGCACUCGAGUUGGCCAUUUUGUCAGAGAGCAAGUUUCUGAUCGGGUCAGUCGCAUGUCAGCGCAUCGUCAACGCUGUCUACCGCGGCCAAGUUGUGUACACUCCGCUCUCGUUUGUCGAUAUCCUCCCGGAUCAUUACAAGUACCACCCUGUAUCGCUUUACGAACCACGGCGAGCUUCCAUACUCAACCAUCGCCGACUGAUCGUUCCUCGACUACGAAAUCUUCUCGAACUCGCCCACUUCACCAUCCUUCUAGGCCUGUAUGUGUUGACCAUGACACAUCGAAACGACUUUUAUGACGGAGGUGGAAGUCCAUUUGGGGGUUUCGAGGCUGCCUUUGUGAUAUAUUCAACCGGCUGGGUUCUAGAACAGUUUGCCGCUCUGGUCGAACACGGCUGGGAGGUACACGCUCAAAACCUUUGGAGCUUCCUCGACCUUACUUUUACCUUCAUCUUUGGAGUAUAUGGCGUUGUACGGUUUGCGGAAUUGUGGUUUUACCCCGAGGCCGACUACGCUAUACCUAUCCUCUGCGUCGCCGCCCCGGUUCUACUUACCCGCAUAGCCUUCACUCUCAUGCCAGACAACAUUGUCUUCAUCGCCCUACACGCAAUGAUGCGUGAUUUCACCCGACUUACGUUUAUCGCCAUAUGGUGUUUUACCGGCUUCUUGCUAGGCCUUCUCUGGCUGAUGCGCACGGGCGCGCCCCCUGAUCCUGCCGAUGUCGCCGCAGGUAUAGUAACGGCCCAGUCCUCCAUCGAGGAUCGUCCAGGCUGGGCCACCAUUGGAAAAUGGCUUUUGUGGAUCUGGUUUGGACUCGAUGGCACCGGCAUCGAACGGACGGCCGACUUCCACACCAUCCUCGGCCCUGCCUUGGCCGUGACGUUUGCCUUCCUCGGCAACACCCUUUUCUUGACCAUCCUUGUCGCCAUGCUCACCAACACCUUCUCCAAGAUUAUCUCCAAUGCACAGGCGGAAAUCUACUUCCGCCGUGCUGUCCUAACAUUCCAGGGCGUCAAGAGCGACUCCAUUUUUGCUUAUCCGCCUCCGUUCAACCUACUCGCUUUGGCAGUUAUGCUCCCACUGAAGUUGGUAGUCGGUCCAGCCAUGUUCCACCACAUCAACGUUGCAGCCAUCAAAGUCAUCAACUUCCCAGUCCUCCUGAUGAUCGCACUUUACGAGCGUAGACGGGUGUGGGCCAAAUCCGCGACACCCAGCGCAGGUGACGGAGAGGACAGUAAGUGGUUCUUUGGUCUGAACCCCUAUGCCGAUAUCCACGCGUUGUUCAGGACGGAGCCGCCGCAAGAGGUGCUCGACAUGCUGGAGAAGAUGGACGGGAUUGUGGAUGAAGAACUGGAAGAUAUGGAUAUCAUGGGUCUAAGGCGGGGCAGUAGAGGUAUGGGUGUCGGCCUGGGGAGAGCAUCGACCGAACUGGAGCUUGGGAGGUCGAUGGAGUUUGAUGUGACUGGCAGCAUUGAAGGAAUGCAUAGAAGGAGAAAGCACUCCGCUGGGAGCGCGGUUUAGCGGAGGCUAAGAUUAGACAAGAAGUGGUUUGCACUAGUGGGAAUGAAUGUCCGAAAACAGGGAGGAUCCCUUGAUGAUAUCCCCAUCCAAGCUCCCAAAUUUUGAGUAGAUAAAGAUGAGCCGUGUUUGACUUUGGAUACUGGGCGGGAAUAAAAAGAAACCUUGUGCCAAGGGCACUGAGAUAUUUGGAGCACAGAGAAUAGGGAUUUAAGAAAAAAGGUCAAAAGAACUGCGCCAGCCGCGAAUCGAACGCGGGGCCCAUCGAUGGCAACGAUGGAUUUUACCA